UAAAAUAAGACUUUUAAAAUGUGUGGUCCAAAACAAAUCUUACAUAUUUGUGUGACUGUAAAUUAUCUCAUAAAGUUAAAUUAUUUCUAAAUAUAGAAAGAUAUCAAUUUUUUAGGGACAAACUAAAAAUGAAAUGAAGAUAAUUUUUUUGGGAUGGAGGGAGUAUAUCUUAUUUACAUUAGAAUUAUUUCUAGUAGAUAUACUUAUGAUCACCUAGUAUAUAGUAGAAAUAGUAGAAAGAAUAAAUGCAACACGAUUUAAUUAUAUUUAUUAUUAUUUUAUCAUAUACUACUGUCAAAGAUUGAUAAGUACGUAGCCUAAGCAGUCCAAAUACUCUAAGAUGAGAUAUUAGUUUCCAGAAAUCCACACGAGUUGGAGACACACUUAAGGCUAAGAUAUUUUUAGCUUUCAAUGCUUCACUUCCACUAUAAAUAUAUGGAAUCCACCUAUCACAUUGAACCAGAAAAGCAAAAACUUCUACCUGAAGAACCAUCCAACACUACUUUUUUUAUUCACUCAACCAACAGUGACCAAAAAUGGAUAUUUUUCGAAGCUAUUUUUCGGACCCACUUAUUGAGUCUGAUACUAGCAGCAGCGCCCCUGAUCUUUAUACUGAAUAUUCACCAGUGAUGUUAGCUUCGAAUAACCCAAAAAAGCAGGCCGGGAGGAAGAAGUUUAAGGAAACUCGACAUCCAGUAUACAGGGGAGUAAGAAAAAGAAAUUCAAAUAAAUGGGUUUGUGAAGUCAGAGAACCCAAUAAAAAAUCAAGGAUUUGGCUAGGCACUUUCCCAACAGUAGAAAUGGCAGCUAGAGCUCAUGACGUGGCGGCCAUAGCCUUGAGGGGUCGUUCUGCUUGCUUGAACUUUGCUGACUCUACUUGGAGGUUGCCUAUCCCAGCUUCCUCCUGCACCAAGGAUAUCCAGAAGGCAGCUGCUGAGGCCGCCGAAUCUUUUCGACUGCCACUAAAGUUAGAAAGAGUUUCAAGAGAAUACAUAUACACUCCUGAAACGCCACAGAGUAUGUUCUUUGUGGAUGAGGAAGCGGUCUUCUACAUGCCGGGAUUACUUGCGAAUUUAGCCCAAGGACUAAUGCUACCUCCACCUCAAUAUUUAGAAAUCGAAAAUCAUGCCGAAGCGGAUGCUCAUACGUCCUUAUGGAGUUAUUCUAUCUAAAUAAUUGGUUCUGGUUAAUUAUAACCACUUGUUUGAAAGUUUA
This is a messenger RNA of Lycium ferocissimum, 1215 nucleotides long. Its product is annotated as dehydration-responsive element-binding protein 1B-like. Bases 537 to 1172 code for a protein of 211 amino acids. Gene Ontology annotation, biological process: regulation of DNA-templated transcription. The transcript has a single exon. Lineage: Eukaryota; Viridiplantae; Streptophyta; Magnoliopsida; Solanales; Solanaceae. Gene Ontology annotation, molecular function: DNA binding; DNA-binding transcription factor activity. The record is from RefSeq and is a predicted model, not a curated record.